CGUGCGUAUCCCACUACGCACCUGGACGUGGAGUGGCGCCUCACGUCGUCGGCCGUCCCCCUCGGUCGCGACCUCACUGCCCCAUUCACUUCCCAACCGAGCUCCAUUAAUGGCGCCUCCCCUCACUUAGCCAUCAUAUCAUGCUACUGCCGGGACGACCAGCUGGGGCACCACUCGGAACCCGGCGCCACUAGUUCGUCCAGGUCGAGGUCCUCGUACCGUGGGUUGGGUGGGACUGCUGGAGCUCCCCGCGCCGCAUGGGCUACCAACCCAAGCACGGCGGCGGGGCCUCCGGGGCCGCGGGCGGAGGUUCCGGUGGAGGUGCCGGUGGUGCCGGCGACCACCUCCCGCGCCUGCACAGCCCCCGCGUCGCCGGAGGCGGGUACAUGACCCGCCGCGCCAACUCCUUCAAGCGCUGCCCCGGCGGCGAGAUCGAGCUUCAGAUCAGCGGCUCCCCGCGCUCGCCGCGGACCGACGGGCUGGGCAGCCCGCCCAAGGACGCGGCGGAGGCCUCCUCCAGCGCCUCCCCCAGCGCCGCCGGCCUCCACCACCAGCACCAGCAGCAGCUCCGCUUCCGCCUCUUCAAGCGCCCGGGCGCCGGCGGGGGCGCCGGCGACGUCGUGCUGGGGCUGGGGAUCCGGGAGAGGAGGAAGCUCGGGAACCUGCUCUUCUUCGCCUUCUGCGGCGUUUGCCUGCUUCUCGGCGUCGUCAAGAUCUGGGCAGGCGGCCGGUCAGCGCUACCAGCUGCCGAUGAUUUGCAGGAUCUUUCUGUCUCCUUCUCCAGUGAUAAAGGGCAUCAAGUUAACCACUUUGGAUAUAUGGGAGGGAAAGAGAGUGACAGGAUGUUGAUGACAGUGGAAUCUAGCAUUGGUGAAAGACAAAGCAGUGUGGUUGAGGCCUCUGAUGUCUGGUUCCAGCCAAGCAAUGAAAAUUUCAGACAAUGCAUUGUUUCAAACUCUCAUAAAAAGCAAGAUUCUCGCAGUAAUGGCUACAUUCUCAUAAACGCCAAUGGAGGCCUGAAUCAAAUGCGAUUUGGGAUAUGUGACAUGGUUGCUGUUGCUAAGAUUUUGAAGGCAACACUGGUUCUACCUUCACUUGAUCAUACAUCCUACUGGGCAGAUGACAGUGAAUUUAAGGAUCUUUUCAAUUGGAGACAUUUCAUUGAGUCACUGAAAGAAGACAUUGAUAUUGUUGAAACACUACCUCCUGCAUACAAGCAUAUAGAGCCUCUGGCCAAAGCUCCGAUAUCCUGGUCAAAGGUGAAUUAUUACAGAGAUGAAAUACUCCCUCUCUUGAAGAAACACAGAGUCAUUUACUUUACACAUACAGAUUCUCGCUUAGCAAAUAACGACCUUCCUAGUUAUAUUCAGAAACUAAGAUGCCGAGUGAACUACAGAUCUUUGAAGUAUUCUCAUACGAUCGAAGAUCUUGGUGCUACCUUAGUUUCUAGGAUGCGCCAGGAUGGAAGCCCAUAUCUUGCUCUUCAUCUAAGGUAUGAGAAGGAUAUGCUAGCUUUUACUGGUUGCAGUCAUGGCUUGACAUCGGAUGAAGAAGAGGAGUUACGUAAGAUGCGUUAUGAGGUCAGUCAUUGGAAAGAGAAAGACAUUAACGGAACCGAGAGAAGAAGUAUUGGUGGCUGUCCUUUGACUCCAAGGGAAACAUCGCUCCUGUUGAAAGGACUGGGUUUCACUCGGAAAACCAGAAUUUACUUAGUUGCAGGAGAAGCCUUUGGCAAUGGAAGCAUGCAAGCGCUGCUGGAUGAUUUUCCCUAUAUCUAUUCUCAUUCUACCCUUGCAACAGAAGAGGAACUUGAGCCCUUCAAAAAUCAUCAAAACAUGCUUGCUGGUCUUGACUACAUCGUAGCUCUCCGGAGUGAUGUCUUCAUGUACACAUACGAUGGAAAUAUGGCUAAAGCUGUGCAGGGCCAUAGGCGUUUCGAGGACUUCAGGAAGACGAUUAACCCAGAUAGGAUGGAUUUUGUGAACCUGGUAGAUGAAUUUGAUGAAGGAAGGAUCCCUUGGGAGGAAUUCAGUUCAGAAGUGAAAAGGUUGCACAAAGAUAGAACAGGAGCUCCAUAUUUGAGGGAGCCUGGGGAGUUCCCAAAGCUGGAGGAGUCUUUCUUUGCAAACCCCUUGCCUGGCUGUAUAUGUGAGAAACAUGGUGAACAAUGAACAAGUAAUCCAGCCCCGUCGAUGGCUCAUUGACAAGCUGUGCCAGCAGAGGAUAUAGCCCCUCUGCUUUCCUGCCUGCCGCAGCAUGCAUAGUUUGUCCGUCCCUGAUCAUUCAUAGUCGAGACACGGGGCGUUUGCGCCUACAUUUUCGAAGGCAUCGUCUAAAGUUCAGUGCAAGAAUUUUUUUGACAGGAUAUCAAAAUAUUCAAGCGAUUGGCGGUGGUACACCAAUUCUUAUACGACCAAAGCACGUGGGGGUCAGGCAUAUCACAGUGAUCUGAGGCGGUAUAUAAGAAGUAACUACGAGUUGGCGGAGUACGUGUAGGUAUACCUGGUAUAUGUUCUUCUCUUUGUUGCACUUAUAUUGUGCCGAUUACUGCUGCUGCUGCUGCUGCUGCUAAGUACGAGUAGUAUUUUGUGUUUUGUGUAGACAACAUUGGACGUACGCAGUUGUUCAAAAUGGGGGUAACCUUGUGCCCCUAUCUGUACAACUGGAAAUUUUGCCACUUGUAUUUUGUUCAGAUAUAUGAAGAAAUACAAUGGAGAGGCUCACAUCGAA
Messenger RNA from Hordeum vulgare subsp. vulgare (domesticated barley), 2730 nucleotides. RefSeq names its product O-fucosyltransferase 35. The record is from RefSeq and is a predicted model, not a curated record. NCBI's taxonomy places the organism in Eukaryota, Viridiplantae, Streptophyta, Magnoliopsida, Poales, Poaceae. The coding region runs from base 258 to 2171 and encodes 637 amino acids. Gene Ontology annotation, cellular component: cytoplasm; chloroplast; Golgi apparatus. The transcript is spliced from 9 exons.